AUGCGUGCCCACUUUGUCUCUGUUGCCUGGGCUGUAUUUGCCGUCUUCUCUCAACAGGCUUAUGCUUGCACAAAUCCAGGAACACAAGACUGCCCUCAAAAUUGCGGAGGAUUCGCAGAUAACAUUUGCCACCUUCCAGGAGGUUAUUGCAAAUGCGAGCCUUACUAG
Messenger RNA from Colletotrichum truncatum, 168 nucleotides. RefSeq lists its product as uncharacterized. NCBI's taxonomy places the organism in Eukaryota, Fungi, Ascomycota, Sordariomycetes, Glomerellales, Glomerellaceae. The record is from RefSeq and is a predicted model, not a curated record.